Messenger RNA from Cajanus cajan (pigeon pea), 725 nucleotides. RefSeq names its product autophagy-related protein 8C-like. The record is from RefSeq and is a predicted model, not a curated record. NCBI's taxonomy places the organism in Eukaryota, Viridiplantae, Streptophyta, Magnoliopsida, Fabales, Fabaceae.
UUUCCUUUCCUUAAUUGCUUUGCUUACAGGGAAUUUCUUCGUUUCUUCUUCUUUCAUCUCAAAAACACAAUUUCUCUAUCUUCUUUACUCUUCUCUCUCUUACGAAUUAUUGCCAUGGCUAAGAGCUCAUUCAAAAUGGAACACCCACUUGAAAGGAGGCAGGCCGAAGCAUCUCGCAUAAGGGAGAAGUAUCCUGAUAGAAUUCCAGUAAUUGUUGAAAGGGCAGAGAAGAGUGAUGUUCCUGAAAUUGAUAAGAAAAAGUAUCUUGUUCCUGCUGAUUUGACUGUUGGGCAGUUUGUGUAUGUGGUGCGGAAGAGAAUCAAGCUGAGUCCCGAGAAGGCCAUCUUCAUUUUUGUAAAGAACAUCUUACCACCAACGGCGGCAAUGAUGUCUGCAAUUUAUGAGGAAAACAAGGAUGAAGAUGGAUUCCUAUAUAUGACUUACAGUGGAGAAAACACAUUUGGGAAUGUGUUCUGAAAUAAAACAUGACAGCCAAUCAACUGAAUAGAACUCCAUAAAAAAUGACACGUGAAGAACUUAGCUUAAUUGUAAAUUCUCUGGAUUGAUGCUUUUAUUGUAAAGUUUAUUAUGUCCAUGGGAACUUAUUUGAAAAUUGUCGUAUUUCCUCAGUUCAAAAUUGCAAAAGUUUAAGGGUAUACUCGUUCAAUGUUCACAUCGUUAAUCUCUGACCUUUAUUUAUGAAUGAUGUCAUGCAAUUAUUAUUU